GAAAAAGCGAGAGCAAUUUCCAGGGAGAAGUUUUGUCAAUGCUUUGUUUACCAUAUAAGACCUUGGAUUGCAAGGAACAUGAAGCACAUCUCUCGGUUGAGUCAAGCAACUUCACUCAGCAGGUAUUAAGUUCAUUUGCGUUUGAUACAAUUAUUAUAUCUGAAAGCUAUAUCUGGAAUUUUGCAGGGUUAAUAACAGAAAAAGAUGGCAGAUGCUAUCAUAGACGUUGUAGCAGGGAAGUUGAUUGAUGCUCUGAAAGAGCAUAGUGGUCGAAUACUUGAAUUUCGAAGCCAGUUCACGGAGCUGAAGACGCAGCUUGACCUGAUGAAGUCCUUUCUUGCUGAUGCCAACAAGCUGAAAAGGAAGGAGGAAACCGUGAAGACAACUUUAAGCAUGAUCAGAGAAUUGACUUAUGAUGCGGAGGAUAUACUGACAGAUUGCUUGCUUAGAGCUGAAUACCAAGAAGAGUUUUUUCGAUGCAACACUUUCCUUCCCCAUAAGAUGAUCUUUCAGCAUCGAACGGGAAGAAAGCUUAAAGAUAUUAAUGGACGGAUAGAGAAGAUGCAGAAGAUCCUGAACACAUAUUUCAAGACGAUUGGACAGCAGAGUGUUCAUGAUGAUGGUGGUAGUAUCGUUAGGAGGUGGACAUCACCAGCUUUCGAUGAAUCCACCAUAGUUGGUUUGGCAGAGGACACGAAGAAGAUUAUAGGCUGGAUUCUUCCUAUGAAAAAACAGUUACACCGAGUUGGGAUUGUGGGGAUGGGGGGGUUGGGGAAAACAACCAUAACCCAGAAGAUCUAUAACAAUGACCUGAUCCUCGAGCGAUUUGAGGAGAGAAUUUGGGUGUCAAUAUCUCAGACUGUCAAUGAGGAAGAGAUCAUGAAGACCAUGCUGAAGCAAUUGGGAGAGGAUACUUAUGGACUGGAUAUGGGUCAAAUGCUGCCAAAGAUUAAACAAGCACUUGAUGGCAAAGACUAUCUGAUAGUGAUGGAUGAUGUCUGGAGUGCUCAUGGAUGGUGGGAAAGAUUGCUUGCUGGACUACCCAAGAGGGAGGGGCAGAGCAGUGCUAUAAUAAUCACUACAAGGAAAGAAAGUGUUGCCAUAGAGAUGGGGGUGGAGAAAGCUCAAAUUCACCAACCCCGAAUACUCAAUGAAGAAGAAAGCUGGGCGUUGUUCUGUAGAAUUGCAUUUUCUUCAGAAAAGGAAGCAAAACAGCACUACGAGUUGGAAGAGCUAGGGAAAGAUAUAGUGAAGAAAUGCUGUGGACUCCCGCUGGCUAUUAAGACUGUAGGAGGCUUGCUGAAAUCAAAAACUCUGUCAACGGAUGUUUGGAGACGGAUUUGUAAAAAUUUCCACGAUGAAUUGGCCACUAGAGAAGGUGAAAGCUCAGUAAUGGCUUCAUUACAAUUGAGCUAUGAUGAGCUGCCUACUCGCCUGAAGCAAUGCCUGUUAUGUUUCUCCAUCUAUCCAGAGGACUCGGUGAUAAGUGCUGAGCAGUUGGUUCAUUGGUGGGUUGGAGAGGGUUUCAUCCAGGGAAAGGACACCAGAACAGCAAUAGAAUUAGCAUUUGAUUACCUGUCAGAGCUCAUCAGUAGAUGCCUUGUUGAAGUUGUCAAGCAGAGAGGUUUUGAUGGAAGAGUCUAUAGUUGCAAGAUGCAUGAUCUUGUCAGAGACUUGACCAUCAAAAUUGCCAGAGAAGAGGCCUUUUGCAGAUUUGACGAACAUGGCAAGCAAAGACCUACUAAUCAAUCGCGGCGUUUGGGUUUCACGGGCGAAGAAGAUGUGAAAUCAUUGAAUAGAAAGUCAAAGCUCCGGGCAUUCCUGAUGAUGAGCAGCUCUCCAGUUAGCUUUGACAGGAUCAUCCCACUGUUCAGAGUAAAGUCCCUCAGGGUGUUGGAAUUCUCCCAGAAUAAGCUAGAAAACAUUCCCAUUCAGAAACUACUGCGUUGGAUCAUCUCCCUUGAACGCCUAGCAUAUCUGAACCUAAGAGGAGUUGCGGCCCUGAAGGAACUGCCACAGUUAAUCGGAGAGCUCCGGAACCUCCAGCUUUUGGUUUUGACUGGAUGCAACAAUCUGCAGAAACUACCCUCAUCGAUCAUAAAUCUGCAGAAGUUAAAUGUAUUGGACAUAGGGUACUGUCCUAUCCAAUACCUCCCUCAGGGCUUAGGGAGGCUUUCAAAUCUUCAAGAGCUAUCAGGAUUCACAGUACCAAGUGCAGCUGACAGGAAUGGCUGUCGUCUGGGAGAGCUCCAAGGGAUGUUACAGCUUAAAGUGCUGCGAGUAAACAUAAGCGAAGAAAGUGACAUUGCAGAAGAGGAACUGGCUGUCCUGUCUCAGCUCAAACAACUAAAGGUUUUAUCAAUCAACACUGAAGGAUGUGAGAAAGAAGACAUUUUCAGGAAACUAGAUGGUUUGUCUCCUCCGCCACAUCUUGAGGAGCUGUACCUCAGGUAUUACCGUGGAGUAACCACACCAAUGUGGAUUAAUCCCAACUCACUCCGUGAUUUGCAGUACCUGUGUAUUGAAAAUGGAGACCUGCAAUUCAUGCACCCUAGCUUUGAAGGUGGCAAGACUAUCACUUGGAAGGUUGAGGGUCUUUGUCUGAAGUUCCUGGCAAGGCUUACUGUGGAGUGGGAACUGGUGAAGAGUGUGAUGCCAAGAAUUAGGUAUGUUGAAGUUAGCCAUUGUUACAUGUUGAAAUCAUUUCCCUGCAACAUUGAAAUACUUGGAGUUUGGAGGAAAUGAGGGAAGAGAAAGAAAAGGUGUUGAUUAAGUGGUAUCAUACACCCAAGCUUGCAGAGUCUUUUACUCUUGAAGAUUGGGACAUGAUCAUCGUGCCCAUGGCCCACAUGUUCUUACAAGUUUUGAGUUUUUCUUAAAGAAAGUAGCUGUUAUAUCAUCAAAUAAUUUGCAGAAAUUAGCUUCAUAUUAAGGCUUACUUAUAUAUUUGAUUGAAUGUACCAAUAAUUCUUAAGAUCUAUAAAAGGAGUUUCAAUGUGCCAUUUCUUGUUUUCUUUUACCUUUUCUUUGAAACUAUUUUGAAAAUGUCUGGAAGAAGUUUGCCACUAACAUAUUUGUCAUUUUCAACAGGCUCAAAACUACUAGCAAGCAAGGAAUGAUCCCAAAAUAACUUCUUGAAUUACAAGUUAACAUGGUUUUAUAUCAACAUUUCCUUUGCGUUAGCCACUUCUGACCACAAUCCAAAAUAAAAACUUCUUAAUGAAGAUCAAAAGUAAUUAAGAGUCCACACACUAUGAUUCUCUAAUAAACUUUGUUGCCAUUCAUGAAUGCUACACGUAGUCAUUGGACGAUUAGCAUGACCACUACUCCCAAAUCCCAUACUGGUUCACCAAGGUGUUAUUUAGUUACAUACAUUUAUUCAGUACAUUAUUUAGUUACAUACAUUUAUUCAGUACACUAAGGCAAUCUAACGAUUAAACUACAAACUAAGAAAGUAAUUAUGAAUUUUAACUAUUGAAUUAACAAAUUUUUCAUCCUUAUCUCUUUCAUCAUUUCUACCAAGCAAAGCGUAAAUGAUAUGACUCAAAUUUGGUUUUAGCAAGAUUCCUACUGAAGAAUAAUUCAUAAAAAUGAAAACCUGAAACCAAGUUUCGUUUCAUGUGUAUCCAAUUUCAAGACUGGUCACAUGAAUAUAUCCCACACCCAUCAAUUAAUACAGCUUUCUGCAUGGAACUUCAUAGCCUUCUGU
Molecule: messenger RNA, 3709 nt
Organism: Durio zibethinus
Lineage: Eukaryota; Viridiplantae; Streptophyta; Magnoliopsida; Malvales; Malvaceae
Source: RefSeq, a predicted model, not a curated record